Coregonus sp. 'balchen' is the source of this 3168-nucleotide messenger RNA. NCBI's taxonomy places the organism in Eukaryota, Metazoa, Chordata, Actinopteri, Salmoniformes, Salmonidae. The record is from the annotation of a GenBank genome assembly.
GGUGUGUAUAUUCUGAUCAUAGCAGGCAGUCUAGUGAUGUUGGUGGGAUUCUUUGGCUGCUGUGGAGCCGUACGAGAGUCACAGUGUCUGCUGGGGUUGGUGAGUUGACACACAGACACCAGUCUCAUUUCCCUGAGGAAAAAACUGGAUCAAGCUAGCUAGAUAAUUAGGAUCAGGCUAGCUAGAUAAUUAGGAUCAGGCUAGCUAGAUAAUUACGAUCAGGCUAGCUAGAUAAUUAGGAUCAGGCUAGCUAGAUAAUUAGGAUCAGGCUAGCUAGAUAAUUAGGAUCAGGCUAGCUAGAUAAUUAGGAUCAGGCUAGCUAGAUAAUUAGGAUCAGGUUAGCUAGAUAAUUAGGAUCAGGCUAGCUAGAUAAUUAGGAUCAGGCUAGCUAGAUAAUUACUCAGCUCUAGACUGAACUCAGAAUCUUCAGUAACACUUUAUUUUAAGGUGCACAUAUUAGCCACUAAUGUGUAGUUUAUCAGUGUGUAAUUAACUAGCUUAUAAGGCCUUUAUUAGGUCUCAGAUAUAUAUUAAGCCUUAACUAAGUGAUUUCUUAUUCAAACAUUAAGUCAUGUAUAACUGGCCAAUUCUUAAUAACAUCAUUAUUAGCUAUAAUAAAGGCAUAUUAAUGUUAAUAAAGAGCAAGUUACACAAGAAAAACUCUGUCUCAAUGUGGGACUAAUAAGGGAUAAGUACCUUAAUAUGUUCUCCCUAUUCUGAAGUGUGACCAUGUUUUUACUUGCAGAAAAACAGUCCAGAAAUGACCUUAUUGGACAGAAAGGGGCACACCUCUCCUCAUAUAUGCCAUACAGAAAUCACUUAGUGAAGGCCUAGUAUAUGGCUAAUGAGGCCUUAUAAGCUAGUUAUAUACACACUGAUAAACUACAGAUUAGUGGCUAAUAUGUGCACCUUAAAAUACAGAGCUCAAGAUGAAGCCAGAUCAGAAACCAUGGAAACAGUAGACUCUAACCUGCUUUGUGUUCCAGUUCUUUGAAGCUAGAUCAGAAACCAUGGAAACAGUAGACUCUAACCUAUCUUUGUGUUCCAGUUCUUUGAAGCCAGAUCAGAAACCAUGGAAACAGUAGACUCUAACCUGUCUUUGUGUUCCAGUUCUUUGAAGCUAGAUCAGAAACCAUGGAAACAGUAGACUCUAACCUGUCUUUGUGUUCCAGUUCUUUGAAGCUAGAUCAGAAACCAUGGAAACAGUAGACUCUAACCUGUCUUUGUGUUCCAGUUCUAGAUCAGAAACCAUGGAAACAGUAGACUCUAACCUGUCUUUGUGUUUCAGUUCUUUGAAGCUAGAUCAGAAACCAUGGAAACAGUAGACUCUAACCUGUCUUUGUGUUCCAGUUCUUUGAAGCUAGAUCAGAAACCAUGGAAACAGUAGACUCUAACCUGUCUUUGUGUUCCAGUUCUUUGAAGCUAGAUCAGAAACCAUGGAAACAGUAGACUCUAACCUGUCUUUGUGUUCCAGUUCUAGAUCAGAAACCAUGGAAACAGUAGACUCUAACCUGUCUUUGUGUUUCAGUUCUUGAAGCUAGAUCAGAAACCAUGGAAACAGUAGACUCUAACAUGUCUUUGUGUUCCAGUUCUUUGAAGCUAGAUCAGAAACCAUGGAAACAGUAGACUCUAACCUGUCUUUGUGUUUCAGUUCUUUGAAGCUAGAUCAGAAACCAUGGAAACAGUAGACUCUAACCUGCUUUGUGUUCCAGUUCUUUGCCUGCCUGCUGAUCAUCUUCGGCGCGGAGGUGGCUGCUGGUGUGUUUGGCUUCUUGAACAAAGACAAGGUACCCAUGAUGCACCGUGCCACUCCACCACGUUACCUACCACAACUGGUGACGCCAUUGUGGUCCCAACUGUCUUUUAUUGUCUUACUUCAGAUAGCGUGACAACUCCUGUCAGAAGAUAAUGAUUAUCAUUCUUUUAUUUUUAUGGUCUUGUCUGAUUAUUUUCUCACAGAUUAUCAAAGAUGUCCAGAACUAUUACGUCAAAUCCUACAACGACGACAACAACAGCACAAUGAUACAGAACUCCUACCACAAAGUUGUAAGUACAUUAACAUUUUGUCUGGUGAAAAAAACUAUGCAUACAAACAAUAGUACACACGACAAAAGAUGCAUAGCAUAAGACUUCUUGUUGACUUCAAUGAUACCAAACUCUAGUAGAACUACCAAUUUACAGUGCCCUCCAUAAUUAUUGGGACAGUGACAUUUUUUGUUGUUGUUUUGGCUCUGUACUCUGGAUUUGAAAUGAUACACUAUGUGGUUAAGGUGCAGACUGUCAGCUUUCAUUUGAGGGUAUUUUCAUCCAUAUCUGUUGAACCGUUGAGAAAUGACAGCAUUGUUUGUACAUAGUCCGCCCAUUUUAGGGGACCAAAAGUAUUGGGACAAAUUAACUUACAUGUGUAUAAAAGUAUUAAGAAGUGUAGUAUUUGGUCCCAUAUUCACAGCACACAAUGACUACAUCAAGUUUGUGACUCUACAAACUUGUUGGAUGCAUUUGCUGUUUGUUUUGGUUGUGUUUCAGAUUAUUUGGUGCCCAAUAGAAAUGAAUGGUAAAAAAUAUAUUGUGUCAUUUUGGAGUCACUUUUGUUAUAAAUAAGAAUAUAAUAUAUUUCUAAACACUUCUACAUUAAUGUGGACGCUACCAUGGUUACAGAUAAUCGUGAAUAAUGAUGAGUGAGAAAGUUACAGAUGCACAAAUAUCAUAGCCCCCCCCCCCCCCCCAAAAGAAAUGCUAACCUGCCCUGUUAUUGUAAUGGUGAGAGGUUAACAUGUCUUGGGAGGUAUGAUAUUUGUGCGUCUGUAACUUUCUCACUCAUCAUUAUUCACGAUUCAUUCAGGACUAUCCGUAACCAUGGUAGCAUCCACAUCCACACUCCCUCCUCUCUCCCCUGUAGCUGAACUGCUGUGGGACGUCCCAGAGCUUCUGUCCCGAGGCCCCAGCUGACACCAAGGUGGGGCUAAUGACAGUAGCUAACUACCUAGAUAGCCAUCAUCGCUAAAGAUUGGAACUUUCCUUUUAAAUCUUUAUUUUGUUCUUACGUGUGUGUGUGUGUGUGUGUGUGUGUGUGUGUGUGUGUAGAACUGUGAGGUGGGCAUCAAGGAGUUCUUCAACAGUAAACUCUACAUCAUCGGUUAUGUGGGGAUCGGCAUCGCUGGAGUCAUG